AUGCGGGAUGAAGUCAAAGAUAUGAUCUGUAGCUGGAUGGGAGAAAAAACGGUUAUUGAUCACUCAAGAUAUCUAGGUCUACCAGUUGUCCUUGGAAGAUCAAAAAAGGAAGUGUUCUCAUUUGUUGUUGAGCGCAAUUGGAAGAGGAUGAAAGGUUGGAAGGAGGGUUUCUUAUCAAAGGCAAGAAAAGAGGUUCUAAUUAAAGUAGUGGCACAAGCUAUCCCGAGUUAUAUCAUGAGUAGCUUUAAACAUCCUAAAGGUGUAUGUUCAGAGAUUGAAAGGCUUAUGGCAAGAUUCUGGUGGGGAGCUAAAGAAGGGGAGAGGAAAGUUCACUGGAUGUCGUGGGACAAGCUUUCUGAUGCCAAACAUAUUAUAGGAAUGGGCUUUAGAGGUGUCGUAGAUUUCAAUCUGAGCCUUCUAGAGAAACAAAUUUGGCGCCUACAAAGCAAAGAAUCUUCUCUGCUCUAUAAGGUUUGGAAAAGUAUGUGCUACCUAAACUGUUCAGUCUGUGAGGCUCGUUUGGGGCAAGCUCCUAGUUUUUCUUGGCGUAGUGUCUGGAGCUCUAAAGAGUUGGUCAUAAAGGGUUCGAGAUGGAGGAUUGGAGAUGGUAAGAAAGUUUAUAUUUGGGAUGACAAAUGGUUGCCAUAA
Molecule: messenger RNA, 648 nt
Organism: Lathyrus oleraceus (garden pea)
Lineage: Eukaryota; Viridiplantae; Streptophyta; Magnoliopsida; Fabales; Fabaceae
Exons: 1
Coding region: 1-648 (215 amino acids)
Source: RefSeq, a predicted model, not a curated record